CGGGACUCGGCCGGACUAUUCCAGAAAGCACUGGGGACCGGCAUUCCAGGCGCAGUUACGCUUGACGCGUGAUCAGCCACCGUUUUCUGCCGCUAGCAAGGUUUCAUACACCAUCGACAUGGCGUCGUCGACCCUCUCGCUCAGCGAAGCCCAACCGCCGUCGCGCUCGCUCCACCUGCUUGUCGCUGCCAAUGGGCCCCGCGACGUCGCGUUUGCCGAGGCCGUCGCUGUCCGCCUCUCCAAGGAGCCGCAGAUCACGACGCGCGCAAUAGUGGACGAGAUGACUCACAGGUUGGCGCAGGAGAUAAUCGUGCUCCAGAACCGAAGUCUGAGGAGGGGUGCCAGCGACGGCGCAAGCCCCAAAGACAUCGAGUCCUGCCAACGCCAGGCGUCCGAACUGGUCCAGUGGGCCGACCUGCUCGUCCUCGCACCCGUCGAUGCCGACACCCUCUCCAAGAUGAUGUGCGGGAUAUCGGACACUCUGCUGCUCGAAGUGCUGCGGAGUUGGGACGCCUCGAAGAGGAUCCUGCUGGUUCCCGGGAUGACCACGCAGAUGUGGGAGAAUCCCGUCACGAAGCGCCAGAUGAGCAAGCUGCACCGCAAGUGGGGAUGGAUUAGGGUCCUGCCCCCCAUCCUGUGGCACUACGAUGCGAACAGCCCGCACCCUAAGCGCAUUGUCGAUUGGGGCGGCUUCAACGAGCUCCUCGGCAUCAUCAAGAACCAGGCGGACUUCCUCAAGCUGGGCCGCGACAUCGAGGUCAGCGCGCAGCCAGCCACCCCUCCGGCGGUCAGCACCAAGGCCCGGAGCGUCCUGCCCCCCGAGAUCUGGAGCAUGAUCUUCGAGUACACCAACGACUGGGAGCUCGCUACCUGCAUGGGAGUCUACACCAACCUCGAGAUGCCCACCAGCCAGGGGUGGCGCCGCGAGCCGAGAGACCCCAACGACCCGCUCCAGGUCUUCAUGCACAGCCUGGAGUGGACGCUGCUCACGGCGAACACGAAGGCCGUUUGCGAAAAACUCGCGCAGGCCCCGCCGGCCUUCCACGACCUGUCCGCCCUGGCCGUGCACCUCAUCUUCAAGUUCUCGCUCACGGGCGUGCUGAGCUACAUCGAGGCCAACCUGCCGCACAUCUUCAAGUGCUUCGACGGCAAGACGAUCCCGACCAAGGCGUCGGCCUACUACGGCCGCACCGCGAUCCUCGACUGGUGGGCGCGCUCGCCGUCGUUCCUCGAGAAGCAGUACGACGCCGAGGCGCUCAACAACGCCUCCGGCCGCGGCUUCGUCGCCGUGCUCGAGUGGUGGCGCCGCUCCGGCCUGCCGCUCAAGUACGACGAGCAGGCCUUCGAGAUGGCCUCGGCCAAGGGCCACGUGCACGUGCUCGAGUGGUGGCGCGAGGCCGGCCUGCAGGACCCGUCCAUCGUGCUGAAACCCGGCCGGUCGCUGCUGGCGGCCGCGCAGUGGGGCCAGCUGGCCGUCAUCCGCUGGUGGGAGGAGAGCGGGAUCCCCGUCGGCCACCAGGACGCCGUGUGCAAGAUGGCGAGCCGGUGGGGGCAGGUCAAGGUGCUGGACCUGUGGCGGCAGCUGAGGGGCGACGACAAGCUGCAGUUCGACAACCAGAUCCUGAUCGAGGCGACCUAUCACGCCCACAUCCCCGUGCUGGAGUGGUGGCGGAAGUAUGCGCACGGCGAGCUGCCGGGGAUGAACGGGCGGAAGGGCAACAGCGUCGAGUACAAGACCAUGGACGUCGAGGAGGCGCUGGAGGACUCGCUCGGGGACCAGACCAAGGUCAGGAGGUGGUGGGCGGAAAACGGGCUGAACCUGGGGCUGGGGACGAGCGAGUGGAUGAAGAUCCGGACCUUGUGAGAGGCGAGUUCAGCCUCGAUUAUUCUACAGCAGCGGAACAUCAGGGAAAUGAGGCUGGAGGGCAUACGGCUAUAUGGGAUUCGGAUUUGGUUCAAUUGAGAGGGAGAGGGGCGCGUGGCGUUCUAUCACCUUAUAUGACGGCAACGAGCGUUGUGAGGGGAUCAAAAGCAGCAGAACUUGUUUGCAUGUAUGGGUAGCAUUCGGGGUAUCUCUCAGAAAUAAAA
This is a messenger RNA of Thermothielavioides terrestris NRRL 8126, 2088 nucleotides long. RefSeq lists its product as uncharacterized. Gene Ontology annotation, biological process: coenzyme A biosynthetic process. Gene Ontology annotation, molecular function: phosphopantothenoylcysteine decarboxylase activity; FMN binding. Gene Ontology annotation, cellular component: phosphopantothenoylcysteine decarboxylase complex. The record is from RefSeq and is a predicted model, not a curated record. Bases 119 to 1864 code for a protein of 581 amino acids. The transcript has 2 exons. NCBI's taxonomy places the organism in Eukaryota, Fungi, Ascomycota, Sordariomycetes, Sordariales, Chaetomiaceae.